AUUUUCGAUUUACAGAUUGUUGAUUGACCACGGGGAUUUCGCAGAGUCUCCAGUACAGCUACAAUGGCGUCAAUAUCUCAACCCCCUCUUCGGUUCACUUCUCACAAGAACUUCGUGUACCGUCUCGUCUUCGCUACGUUGACCGGCCGCACGAUUCAAAUCUCCCAGAUCCGUCCUUCGUCGCCUACGAAUCCCGGUCUCGCUCCUCAUGAAAUCUCGUUCCUUCGUCUUCUGGAGUCCAUUACCAAUGGCUCCCAGAUGGAGAUCUCGUACACCGGUACUAUCCUUGUUUACAAGCCCGGCCUCAUUACAGGCAGUUCGCCAGGUGUGGCCACGAGCAGCGGAGGCGUCAUCCGGCACGAGCUCCCAGCAGGGUGCAAUCGUGGCGUGAGUUAUUAUCUGCUGCCGCUCUGCCUUUUGGCACCCUUUUCCAAGGCUCCCAUCAAGGUCCUCUUUACUGGUCCAGGUGUGAUUACCUCGUCCACCCCGACUGGUGACAUGUCCGUGGACAGUGUGCGAACCGCCAUUCUCCCUCUCUACAACCAAUUUGGAAUCUUUAACAACAUUGAGCUGCGUAUCCUACGGCGAUCGAACCCUGGACCCAAUGGCAGAGGCGGUGGUGGAGAAGUUCAGCUAGUCUUUGGCCACCAGCUCCGGCUGCCGAAGACCCUGCACCUCAUGAACGCCGGUCGCAUCAAGAAGGUCCGCGGUGUGGCCUACUCUGUCGGUGUUUCCGCAUCCAAUAACGCACGAAUGAUCGAAACCGCCCGUGGUGUUCUGAACCCACUCGUCCCUGACACCUAUGUCUUCUCUGAUGUGUCGUCGGCGCCGCUCGUACCUGCCCCCGAGAAGAGCAACCCUUCCGCGAAAAAGAAGAUUGGCCUUGGAUUUGGACUCUCGUUGGUUGCAGAGUCAUCUACUGGCUGCCUGUUCUCCGCCGAUGUGGCGUCGCCUCCCGCAGGCGGCGAGGCGCCUGAAGACAUCGGGAAGCGAUGUGCUUACCAGCUACUUGAGGCCGUUUCGAAGGGAGGUUGCGUUGCCCCUGCAGCUGUUCCGACCAUGCUGGGUCUGAUGACGAUGGGAUCGGAGGAUGUUGGGCGAAUCCAGGUUGGUCGGGAGGUGAUCGCCGAGGAGAGCACCAUCCAGCUGGCCAGGGACCUGACCAAGUUCGGUGCUCCGGGUUGGGGUCUGAGAGACGCGAGUGGUGAGAAUGAGAAUGGGGAUGUGAUCAUCAGCGUGGUUGGCCGCGGCAUUGGCAACGUUGGCCGUAAGGUUGCUUGAUUGUGAAGACCCAACAUCAGCCUCACAUCAACUCCGCGGUCGGCUGUUUCAGGUAUUACCGACCUUUUUCUGGUCGGUGGUCUGUCCAGUGGAGCUUCAAGGGCCCUGUCACAGCGUUGUUUCAGAGUAUGGCCAGUUUGCAUCUGAUUGCCCAAUGUGAGCGCCGGGUACUGCCCCUGGCGACAGCGGUGUAUCACGUAGGCGCAAGGGAAGGGCAAGGUUUCAUCUCCACUGAGGGGAAGACCGCAGACCACGUCAUUUCUAAUAAAAGCUGCAUUUCGUCUUCGACCUCCGACUUUCACCUUCUUUAUCGCCAAGUUGCGUCGCUAACUUGGGUCAUGUGCCACGUGGCUGAGAUUGGCGCCCAGCCGACAGCUGUUCGCCGCACACCGCAGCCCGGAUCUUGGCCUGUUCGAUUCCCAUCUCCUGGGAGGGCAAUCUGACGCUUCGGACUGGCAAGUGGGUGCUCUCGUGAGGCACUUUGUUGUUCAUAUUUCCGUGAUACCCUUUAUUUGUUUGGUAUGUGGGCUUCCACCUCACCGCUGGGAGCCACUCGAAGAUGGAAUGGGAUUGGUAGUUCGAAGUAGGGUUUGCUGGCUGCGGCCUAACCGACGUGCUUCAUGCAGCAAGUUUAAGUUUCUAAGACGAGAAUGGAUCGUCGUUCCUGUACAUAGAAAUAGCUUGAAUAUAAGAUGCUCGGCUCCG
Aspergillus welwitschiae is the source of this 1986-nucleotide messenger RNA. Its product is annotated as RNA 3'-terminal phosphate cyclase-like protein. Gene Ontology annotation, biological process: ribosome biogenesis; endonucleolytic cleavage of tricistronic rRNA transcript (SSU-rRNA, 5.8S rRNA, LSU-rRNA). The record is from RefSeq and is a predicted model, not a curated record. Gene Ontology annotation, cellular component: nucleolus. Gene Ontology annotation, molecular function: RNA endonuclease activity. NCBI's taxonomy places the organism in Eukaryota, Fungi, Ascomycota, Eurotiomycetes, Eurotiales, Aspergillaceae. The transcript has a single exon. The coding region runs from base 64 to 1281 and encodes 405 amino acids.